AUGACCAGGUGGGCUCUGCUGGUGCUGAUGGUCCUGACAUUGGUCAGGACUCUGCUUGUCCCAGCAACCCCUAUCCCAGGCUUCCGGCUCCUCCCUCAGAACUUUCCCCAGGGCACUCCCUGCCCUGUGACCUCGGAGAGCCCUUUAGCCAGCACCACAGGCCCCUCCACUGUUUGGGGCCACCCUGGCCCUGGGCCCCGCAUCACCCUCUUGCUGGAUGUCCCCCUUGGCCUCCUGCAGAUCUUACUGGAGCAGGCUGCUGCCAAUGCCCACGUCUUGGCCCACGUUGGCUGCCGCUGA
Balaenoptera musculus (blue whale) is the source of this 300-nucleotide messenger RNA. RefSeq names its product urocortin 2 (gene UCN2). The record is from RefSeq and is a predicted model, not a curated record. The transcript has a single exon. Bases 1 to 300 code for a protein of 99 amino acids. NCBI's taxonomy places the organism in Eukaryota, Metazoa, Chordata, Mammalia, Artiodactyla, Balaenopteridae.